This is a messenger RNA of Caenorhabditis elegans, 288 nucleotides long. It is a transcript of the gene Y47D9A.4, whose product is annotated as PEST proteolytic signal-containing nuclear protein. The transcript has 3 exons. Lineage: Eukaryota; Metazoa; Nematoda; Chromadorea; Rhabditida; Rhabditidae. The record is from RefSeq and is marked reviewed. Bases 1 to 270 code for a protein of 89 amino acids.
AUGUCAUGUAAUAGUUUUUUCGUUUUUUGUGCAAAUUCGAAAAAGGAGAAGAAGGAUAAGAUAUUGGAAAUCACUCCACAGGGUACCACACCAUUACCUUGUUCAAGACAGUCGAGGAUGAGGGAUGAGAACGGUUCAACAAGGACAAGAGGGGGUAGUAGAGGAAUUAAAAGCAGUAAAGAGCCAGAUUCGACGGAUGAUGCAUUCAAAGAAAUGGCGAAACGUCUUGCGAAGAAAGAUAAGCCUGAGAAAACUUUGGAUUUUAUUUGAUUUAAAAUUAGAAGUUUU